UUUUCUGUCAUCACUAAUAAAUUGUUGGCUGCCAGAAGCUGGCCAGGAUUGGUUUCAAUAAUUCUCUUACAAUUGGUCAUGACAGUCACAGGAAAUGGAUUCCACGCCUUCAUCAUCGACGGAGCAUCACAAACGCCUUGAGUACUGCACGACAAGGCUUCCAUAUCGCCAAGGGCGUGAGUUAAAAGCAGUAAAGGUCUACACCGUGGCCAGCGAGUCAAAGCAUUUGCUGGUCUUCGGUGUGCCUAAAAUCCAGCUACAAGGGAAUCUCAAAAACAAAUUGCAACAGUUUGGAAAGCUACUGUCCUGCAUAUGCAUCACGCAGGAUAUGACUAACAAGAUGGAACUGGAGGCCUUUACCGAUGUGUUUGCCGUUAAAUUUGAUCGUGUUGAGGUGGCACGUCGAGCCAAGCGACAAAUGGAUGCCAAACAGUUUUAUGGUGGCAUUCUGCAUAUAAGUUAUGCCCCGGAAAGGGAAACACUCCAAGAACUGAGGGAAAAGUUAACACAACGUCGCUCAGAGGUUUCGUAUCGCCUAAGUCGUAAUCUGACCGAAACUAAGCAAAAAGAAGAGGAGGAACAGGCGUCGACGGCAAAAAAAUGCAAAUAGUCCACUCAU
Messenger RNA from Drosophila willistoni, 619 nucleotides. RefSeq names its product RNA-binding protein 48. Bases 95 to 610 code for a protein of 171 amino acids. NCBI's taxonomy places the organism in Eukaryota, Metazoa, Arthropoda, Insecta, Diptera, Drosophilidae. The transcript is spliced from 3 exons. Gene Ontology annotation, cellular component: nucleoplasm. The record is from RefSeq and is a predicted model, not a curated record. Gene Ontology annotation, molecular function: nucleic acid binding.